GAGGGAUUCGGACACAAACAAAUGUCCACGGGUUUGAUGUCGGGCUACGUAACCGAUAACCGUGACAUGACAGCUGGAUUUCAUAUAUAACUCCAUGACAUUUGAAAGAUGUGGCUCAAACCUGAAGAGAUUCUGCUGAAAAACGCGUUUAAACUCUGGGUCACCGAGAAGGAUAACGAGUAUUUCGUACUGCAACGGAGACGAGGGUACGGAGAAGGUGGUGGCGGGUUGACAGGCCUCCUUGUGGGAACUCUGGAUACUGUAUUGGACUCCACAACCAAAGUUGCUCCCUACCGUAUUCUUCACCACACACCAGACUCACAAGUGUACUGGUCAAUAGCAUGUGGUGUCACCAAAGAGGAGAUUGUUCAGCACUGGGAUUGGCUGCAGCAGAACAUCAUGAGGACGCUCUCCGUUUUUGACUCCAGUGAAGACAUCACCAGCUUUGUACAGGGCAAGAUUAGAGGUCUUAUUGCUGAGGAAGGAAAGAUGUCCCUGGUGUUGGAGGACGAUCCUGAGAAGUUCCGAGAAGCACUUUUGAGGUUUGAGAAGUGGUUUGAGCUGCCACCAGAGGAAAAGCUGGUCACAUAUUACUCAUGCAGCUACUGGAAAGGCAAAGUGCCCUGCCAGGGCUGGCUCUACCUCAGCACUAACUUCCUGUGCUUCUAUUCAUACCUGCUGGGAGCUGAGGUGAAACUGGUCAUCUCCUGGGAUGAGAUCUGGAGGCUGGAGAAAACCUCUCACGUUAUUCUGACUGAGAGCAUCCAUGUCUUGGCUCAUGGCGAGGAUCACUACUUCUCCAUGCUGCUGCACCUUAAUGAAACCUUCGUUAUCAUGGAACAACUGGCUGACUACUCGAUCAAGCGCCUUUUUGACAAAGAGGCCUUCCAGAGAGAGCCAGCCCUCUCUGACCCCCUGCAAAUUACCAAGAGAGGCCUAGAAGCUCACGCAAAAAGUGUGCAGUUCCGGACGUUUUUCAGGCUUCCCAAAGAGGAAAACCUGUUAGAGGUGCACGAAAGCUUCCUGUGGGUGCCCUUCAGUCAUUUUAACACACUUGGCAAGAUCUGUCUGUCUGAGAACUACCUGUGUUUUGCCAGUCAGGACGGAAGCCAAUGCCAUGUCAUCAUUCCGAUGCGAGAGGUUGUUAAUGUUGAGAAGCCAGACACUGGCAGCAGGGCUUUGACGGUGUGCGUGCGAGGCAAGAGGGCGCUGCGUUUCUCUGAGGUGCGGGACUACCAGCGGCUUGCCAACACAAUCCGUAGCAGGUGUGGCAUUAGUCCCAGCCCUCAGCACUCCGCUUCAUCAGAGGCCAUACGAGGUGAAUGCCAGUCACUCAUCAACCACUUUGAAGACAAUCCAGAGGAUGUAACUCUGAUGGUGGGACAGAAAGACAGCAGCAAGGCUGUAAGCACAGAGGCUCUCAUGACUGUUUUCCACCCCCAGGACGUUGAAAACCUUGACCCCAAAAUGCUGAAAGAGAAGAUGAAAGAACAGUCUUGGAAUAUCCAUUUCUCUGAAUAUGGACGUGGCACGAGUAUGUUCUUCACUAGGAAGACACGAGACUUAAUUGUUCGUGGUGUUCCUGAGGCCUUGAGGGGAGAGCUGUGGAUGCUUUUUUCAGGAGCUGUGAAUGACAUGGCCACUCACACCGGCUAUUACACUGAGCUGGUUGAACAGUCUCUGGGCACAAGCACUCUGGCUACAGAUGAAAUCGAAAGAGACUUGCACCGCUCUCUGCCAGAGCACCCUGCAUUUCAGAGUGACACAGGAAUAUCAGCUCUGCGCAGGGUCCUUACUGCCUAUGCCUACAGGAACCCUAAAAUUGGAUACUGCCAGGCCAUGAACAUUCUCACCUCAGUUCUCCUGCUCUACGCAAAAGAAGAAGAGGCUUUCUGGCUCUUAGUAGCCGUUUGUGAGAGGAUGCUGCCGGAUUACUUUAACCGUCGAAUUAUUGGUGCUUUGGUCGACCAGGCGGUGUUCGAGGAUCUGAUUCGAGAAAACCUCCCCCAGUUGGUGGAGCACAUGACAGACCUGAGUUUCUUCUCAUCUGUGUCCUUGUCCUGGUUUCUCACUCUCUUCAUCAGUGUCCUGCCCAUAGAGAGCGCUGUGAACGUGGUGGACUGUUUUUUCUAUGACGGCAUAAAAGCAAUUCUGCAGCUCGGUCUGGCUGUGCUGGACUACAACAUGGAGGCUCUGAUCAGCUGCCACGAUGAUGCCGAGGCCGUCACCAUCCUCAACAAAUUCUUUGACAGUGUGACAAACAAAGACAGUCCAUUGCCUCCAACAGUGCAGCAAGCUCCAGUGGGCAAUAAUGAUAAAGCAUCCCACUUGAAUGUAGACAUCAGUGAUCUGAUCCGAGAAGCCUACGAGAAAUAUGGAAACAUCCGUUCUGAGGAAGUCGAGAGCUCAAGGAAGAGGAACAAACUGUAUGUGAUCCAGACACUGGAGGAUACAACCAAACAAAAUGUUAUUCGGGUGGUGUCCCAAGAAGUCAGAUUCAAUGCAUCACACCUUGAUGAGCUUUAUAAUUUGUUCAAAAGGCAACAUUUCCUCAGCUGCUACUGGAAAAUACAGAGUCCAGCUCUUCUCCAUCAUGACCCCAGCCUGGCCUAUUUGGAGCAGUACCAGUUGGGUUUCCAACAAUUCAGUGUGCUCUUUGCCCUAAUGGAGCCCUGGGCUUUCUGCACCACCAAGAGCACCCUCUCCCUCUGGGUCUUUCGCCUGAUAGAUGAGAACCAGGAUGGCCUCAUCAACUUUAAAGAGUUCUGCUGUGCCCUCGAUACUUUGUACAGUGGAUCUUUCACAAAUAAGCUGAAAUUCCUCUUCAAGCUGCACCUGCCACCAGCUUUUACAGGUAGUCCUUUGCACUUAAAGGAACAAAGAAUCCAGCACUUUAUUCCAGUGACUGAAGACUCUUCUCACUUGAGUAGACUUACUGCGUUUGAUCUCCCAGAAGAUGGUGUGAUAAGGAAAAGCCCUGAGAGAGGUAGAGGAAAGGUGGACCUGCAGGCUUACCUGAAACAAUGGCAAAAUGAAAUACUUAAGAAAGAGGAAACCAUCAAGGACCUACCUCGUAUUAAUCAGACUCAGUUCAUCCAGUUCUCCAAGACGCUGUACAACAUUUUUCAUGGCGAUCCAGAGGAGGAAGCUCUGUAUCGAGCUGUGGCCCAUGUGACCAGCCUACUCCUGAGGAUGGAGGAGGUGGGACGGAGGCUGCAGGAGCCGAGCAGCCCACCCGAGUCCACAAAGCUCGCGAGCACCUCUGCUGCGGAGGAGUCUUCAAUCGAAGAAGCCUCUAGCACGCCAGAGAGCUCCGACACCUCCAGCUCCCACAAUAGUCACGAUGCAGGGCCGGACCUCUCAGAGGUGGAGUGGUCAUUUUCGUUCGAGCAGGUCUUGGCUUCUCUGCUCAACGAGCCAGCCAUAGUCAGCUUUUUUGAAAGGCCUGUUGACAUUCAGACCAAACUGGGACAAACUAAGGUUGCCCAGCUGAAGCUAAAGGCAAAUAAGUGAAAGGAUACAUACGAUUAUUGAUGCUUCACUUCUGAUCCACACCUAGAGGUCACCAUGAAUUUUAAUUUCUCUUGGAUAGUGCAAUGGGUUUUGGUGAGGCAGGAAGUAAGAUUGCUGGUGAAGAGGUAUCAUAAAUGAAGAGGAGACAUCAGAUUUAAGUACAUCAGGUUUGUGCAAGUGCGUGCGCACACACACGCGUGUGGCUUGGAUGAGGUGCAACAUCUUUAAGACAUUUUAAACACAUGUAAGAAUCCACUGACCAACACCUUCAGUGCAUUUUUAUGAUGCCUGUUGUUCCUCAAACUAAUUAUGCAUUUUCAGUCUCACUGAUGAAAUUCAUUCUCUCAUGUUGCCUCAGAUUCUUCAGAUUUUAACUGUGGUUUAAAAUAUUUUCCCCUAUAUACCAUGGAGCACAGACACUAUAGUUUUGUAUUGUAUAAGGGACAUUCAGUCCUGUCCUUUAUAUCCAGAAACAUGACGAAAAUGUUCUCCCCGCUGUCUUUGAUGUCAUGCUGAAGUCCACGUCUAUAACAAUUGACUAAGACAAGGUGACUUUAGAGUCCUUCUGGAUGUCUUGAUAUCUUUUAUCUUUCAGAUGACUAGUCACUGCUGUAAAGUGAAACAUCCUGUAAAUGCUAAAGUGUUCUGUGACUUCAGUGUCUCCUGGUGAGUGUAUUCUGUAAAUGUCAGCUUAUUGUGAGAAACACCAGCUUUUCAGUUGAUACAGGCACAGAAUAAACGGCAGUAAAGUGAGCAAGUACAUGCUGUUGUGUUGUUCCCGGAGGCCGUAGACCAAUUUCAGAGAUCUGAGUGAAGAUGUCAAAGUGUGUGUAGAAGUGUAGAAGAUUCAAUUAUGGUAUAAUGCAUUUGCACUAACAUGCGAGAAUGCUGUACUACCAAUUCACAUUCAUCUGUCUGCUCCCUCCAACAGCAGCACACACAGUAACAGUAUUAUAGCAUGAUUUCAAGUAUAUCAUACUUGAAACUAUAAACUGUAGAGGUAAACCAGUUUGACUCCACAGUGCUGCUGCAGUGAGACCACCUGUGUCCUCUGAAAUUAUCUAGGAAAUGUGUGUGAUCUUCACAGUGCGAGUAAUAGAUGUACUGUUUGCUUAUGUCAGUCUUACUGUAAAUGUAGGAUGUUAUGCUUUAGUACAGGUGCACCAUUUUUCAAUAGUCAUUUCAUUAAUGUAUUAAUGAGGCUUGUAUUGAAAUUGUAAUAUAUGAGCUAGUGGACUGUUGUGGACACAACGUCAACCUUUUGAAGGACAUCUUGUUUUAUCAAAUCUCAGGGUGCAAUUUGUGUAAAAGAAAAGGGAUAUUUUUUGAUUUAGGACAUAUGAAGUAAAUAACUGAGUAAUACAUGGCCUUCGUCUUACCUGUAACAAAUAUAUAGAGCAUGUGUAGGAUAAUUACAGGAUCUGCCACAUUAUGCUAGCCUUCAACAAAGAGCAACUAUUACUUAUUGCUACAGAAAGCCAGAUUUGACUUUCAGUAUUUCAGUUGUUUUCUUCUUCUCUGCUUCUUUUUCUUUUUGUUUCUGUCUCUGAAUAAUUUGCACAGCUGUUUGAGAUUCACAAGCUUUACAUAUAUGCCUGUAUCUUGGCCAGACUUCAGAGGUGUUGGAUUCCAAAAGGUCAUGACUGCUCAAGCUGCAGUAUGUUAUCUCCAGGGGUGCAAUUCUCUGUUAGCUAUAUUUUUUAUUAUUUUGCCAUUUGCUAGGAACAUUUUGUUGUUAUUUUCUUAAUGAAAUACGUAUUUUUUCACUUAAGACUUGAGGACCAAUUUGAAAUGUAUUUCAUUGUGCAAUUGUUGGGUUAAUUGACAUAGUAGAUCGUUAAAGUGAGUUGUACAUACUCUUUUCAGUUGUCAUCGGAACUGAAAAUUAAAAAAAAAAAAAAAUACUGUUAUUUACAUGAGUAAUGUAAAAAAAAAAAAAUUAAACAAAAAAUCAAAAUAUGCCUCGUUCAUCUUUAAUAUGUUGUCACUACUUAAAUCCAAAGCUCAAUCAGUGACUUUGGUUCAGUACCUAAAGCCAUAAUGAAAAAGAACAAAGGCAGCAAAUGAGGAGAGCUCAGCAGUAACUGAUCAUAUUGUAGCCUUUCACAACAGCAGCUUUAUUUCCAUUAUUUACAACACUCAUCUCUGGUCUGAAUAUUUCAGUAUGACUGUUCACCUACAGUUUCUUGCUGCAUUUGCAGCAUCUCCAAACUUAAAAAAAAUAAUUUUCAGUUACAGCCUCUUAUCAAAGAUUGUGUUGUAAUAUUUCUGCUACAUUUAUUGCAUGUUUAGUCUACUUCUGAUGUGUUGAUAAUAUUUUAAGAUACAAUUAGAGAUCACAUAAAAAAGUUUUGGGCUUAGCUAAUGCUCCAGCUGCUGCAUUAGUAUAUGGUUAACUAAGCCCUUUUAUCCUUACAUGUGCACCUGUAGUCUACAGCUUUUUGUAGACUGUAGCUUUUGAUUGAAAGCUUGUUUUGCAAAGUACAUGAAGCACAGAUAUUUCUGUUUACCUGCUUGAUUUUGAUUUUAUUUUUAUUUCCAUAAAAAUGUACCAGAAUAAAGAGUGAUGAUUCUAUGAAUAAUAAA
Seriola aureovittata is the source of this 6099-nucleotide messenger RNA. It is a transcript of the gene tbc1d8b, whose product is annotated as TBC1 domain family member 8B. The record is from RefSeq and is a predicted model, not a curated record. The coding region runs from base 109 to 3513 and encodes 1134 amino acids. The transcript is spliced from 21 exons. Lineage: Eukaryota; Metazoa; Chordata; Actinopteri; Carangiformes; Carangidae. Gene Ontology annotation, molecular function: calcium ion binding.